Molecule: messenger RNA, 480 nt
Organism: Aphanomyces invadans
Lineage: Eukaryota; Oomycota; Saprolegniomycetes; Saprolegniales; Verrucalvaceae
Exons: 2
Source: RefSeq, a predicted model, not a curated record
UACGUGACUGGGUCGGCGGCCGUCCUCGCAUACUACCCUCCUCGUCGCAUCAGCUUGGACAUCGCCAACACGACCGAGGUCGGACAAGCGUCGUCGGCAUUUACAAUCGACCGGUUCGCCAGUGGGUUCCCCAACGGUACCCGAAACACAAUUGAAACGAUCUGCGGUGUCGACAACUCGCGCCCGGCAGUGUGCUUGAAAACUUCGGACAGCGUCAAGUACACCAAGGCAAAAGCGGUGGGAAACCUCUUGAUCGGCGGCACGAGGACCUGCACGGGGUGGUUGUUUGGGUCGGAAGGCCACGUGAUCACCAACAACCAAUCCGAGCCCUUCAACUACGUGAUCCAGGACGACGGCGCAUCGUACAUCGCACCCCACUUCAACGAGCUGUCCAUCCCCAAUGGCGGGGUGCUGGAGAUUAGCGCCCUUGACGGAUCACAAAAGGUUCGAUACACGGGCUCCCGCUCCGACUUUUACGCC